CCUUCAAGACGAUCUUCGAGAAACUCGUCAAGAAAGAACUAUACUGAAGAAGAAGUACCUGACGAUGAUCAUUAUAUUUAUUGUGAGCAGUGCGAUGAUUUUUACUAUGGCGAAUGUCCAUCGCACAAUUUUCACAUCAUUGAAGAUAGCACAAUGAGAUCAAGAAAGGGAACAUCAAAUGCUUUGAAGACACUUCCUGAAGAUCUUUACGUAAUACCUUCUACCAUACCUGAAGCAGGCAUGGGUGUGUUUGCAAAUAAAAAGUUAGAGAUCAACACUCGUUUUGGACCAUACAGAGGAGAGAAAGUUUUGCUUGAUGAUUUAGAGGAAGGAAGAGAUACUUCGUACAUGUGGGAGAUUCUACAAGAAGGAAAGAUUCGAUAUUAUAUUGAUGGUAAAGAUUCAACUCAAGGCAACUGGAUGAGAUUUGUGAAUUGUGCACGAUGUGAAGAUGAACAAAAUAUAAUUGCAUAUCAACAUCAUGGUGAAAUUUACUACCGAGUUUAUAAAGAGAUUGAGGCAGAUAAAGAGCUGCUUGUUUGGUAUGGAGAUGAAUUUGCUGAACAACUGGGAGUAUCAUUGUUUGACGAGGAAGACGACGAGAAACAUUUUGAAGUUGGAGGUCACAGCUGCAGACAUUGUGGAAGGAUGUUUACUUAUUUUAAUUUCUUAGAGAAACAUUUAAAAAGAUGUCCACUGCUUGUUUGUACAAAGCUAUGCGAAUGUCCACAUUGUAGUCGAAAGUACAGUAGCGAGGACUACCUAAAUGUUCAUAUAAAAAAUGAAUGCAGAAAAAAUCCACUGUUACAAGACAAAUUGUCGUGUAAGGAAACGAAUUAUUUUUCAGUUGGCAAUGAUAAACGUCGAAGCAAUAGUGGGAACUGUGUUUUGAAAUUAUCGCAGAGAGUUGAAGAAAAUUAUGCAGGAGAGAAACAUGACGGAUUGAGACGUUAUCAAUGUGAACAUUGUGGUAAAACAUUUACAAGGCUCUCUCACUUGAAUCAACAUGUUAGAAUUCAUACUGGAGAAAAACCUUAUCAAUGUGAACAUUGUGGUAAAACAUUUACACAGCUUGGUGACAUGAAUAGACACGUUAGAAUUCAUACUGGAGAAAAACCUUAUAAAUGUGAACAUUGUGGUAAAACAUUUACAGUGCUUGGUUCCUUGAAUCAACACGUUAGAAUUCAUACUGGAGAAAAACCUUAUCAAUGUGAACAUUGUGGUAAAACAUUUACAGUGCUUGGUUCCUUGAAUCAACACGUUAGAAUUCAUACUGGAGAAAAACCUUAUAAAUGUGAACAUUGUGGUAAAACAUUUACAGUGCUUGGUUCCUUGAAUCAACACGUUAGAAUUCAUACUGGAGAAAACCUUAUCAAUGUGAACAUUGUGGUAAAACAUUUACAGUGCUUGGUUCCUUGA
This is a messenger RNA of Xenia sp. Carnegie-2017, 1419 nucleotides long. RefSeq names its product zinc finger protein 664-like. Gene Ontology annotation, molecular function: protein binding; histone methyltransferase activity. The record is from RefSeq and is a predicted model, not a curated record. The transcript has 4 exons. Gene Ontology annotation, cellular component: nucleus. NCBI's taxonomy places the organism in Eukaryota, Metazoa, Cnidaria, Anthozoa, Malacalcyonacea, Xeniidae. Bases 154 to 1419 code for a protein of 421 amino acids.